Messenger RNA from Lycium ferocissimum, 1114 nucleotides. RefSeq lists its product as uncharacterized. The transcript is spliced from 2 exons. NCBI's taxonomy places the organism in Eukaryota, Viridiplantae, Streptophyta, Magnoliopsida, Solanales, Solanaceae. Bases 9 to 1043 code for a protein of 344 amino acids. The record is from RefSeq and is a predicted model, not a curated record.
GAUGUGGUAUGUGGAGUGGUGAUUUUCAUUUUAAGGGUUUGAUUAUGUCCUUUUUGAGUGUCUCUCAAUUGGACUUGUUGAAAAAGGGUGUUUUUGGACAGUUUAUGGAUUUGGGUGAUGUCCACCUGAGUGAUAGUAUUUUCCAUUGCUUGAUCUUAUCCCAACUUUCAUCUAGUACUGAUAGUGCGUUAAAGUUUAAGAUAUUUGAUCGCGUGUGUGUAUUUGAUUUCGAGUCUUUCCAUUUUAUUACUGGUUUGGAUUCUUGUGUUGAUGAUUUUAGUGUUGUGUCUAGUAGACCAAAUAGAUUGUUGAGACUUUAUUUUCCAAAUCAGGAUAGAAUAAAGUUGUGUGAUCUCAAAAGUUUCUUACAAAUUAAGUCAAGUAAUCGUACUGGUGGUUUUUGGGAAAGAUCUAGUGAUCUUGUUAGACUUGCUGAGGUCUAUAUAAUGGAGAGGGUUUUGUUGGGUCGUAACGAGAAAUGUGUUGUUAAAGGUCAUCUAAUGAAGAUAAUUGAUGAUGACAGUCUUCGAGUGUCUUAUCCUUGGGGUUCUCUUAGUUUUAAUUGGUUGGUACGGUCGAUUCGUGGUUGUGUGGAGACUUUCAAGACCACGCCAUCUACACGUUAUAUGAUUAGUGGUUUCGCUUACGCUUUAAAUGUGUGGCUGUUGGAGGUUUUCCCUAUCUUCCGAGGGUUUUCAAGUUUUCAUGGUCCGAAGUUUCCUCGUAUGUUGUCUUGGGGUCCUUCAAAGCAAGUUGAUUAUAAAGUUAUUACCGAGAAUUUCUUCCAUGCUGAAAAAGUAUGUGCUUCCUUUUUGUUGGUGCUUCUUUUUCUUGGUUUUUUUUCCCUGUUGUUAUUUUUGUGUUUUUGUAUAUAUCAUGUGUUUAUAUUGUGUUAUAGAGAUUCAAGAAAUUUAUUGUCCAUGCUGUUGUUGUUGGUACGGAACAAGAGAUGCUGGAUUAUCCAGUUGCACUUAAAUUUCCUGAUGAUUCAGGCCCUUGUUCUUGCAGUGCGGUUUUGCCAUCUCAACUUACUUAUCAGAUAGUUGAUGGUGUUUUGUCUAGUGUGAAGAAGCAACUUGAUGAUGAACGAUCUACAAUUGUUAAUCAAGUAAAG